This is a messenger RNA of Thlaspi arvense, 1022 nucleotides long. The record is from the annotation of a GenBank genome assembly. Lineage: Eukaryota; Viridiplantae; Streptophyta; Magnoliopsida; Brassicales; Brassicaceae.
CACAUGAUGUGGGCCUAUCCACUAACCAUUUAACCGCACAUCUCAAUCAGAGUUAAAGUUGAAAGACGCAGCAAACCCUAGAAAAGACCUAACCCUAGUUAUUACGUCAGCUCAUCUAUAAAUUAAGGCUGCGUCUUAUCACCUCAAAUCACAAGUCUCUUAUCUUUGAAACCCUUUUUUCCUUCAAAAAAAAAAUGUCUUCAGAAGCUGAGUACCGGUGCUUUGUCGGCGGCCUCGCCUGGGCCACCUUAGAUGCCGAUCUAGAGAGGACCUUCUCACAGUUUGGCGAAGUUGUCGAUUCUAAGAUCAUUAACGAUCGCGAGACCGGAAGAUCAAGGGGAUUCGGAUUCGUCACUUUCAAGGACGAGAAAGCUAUGAGGGAUGCUAUUGAAGAGAUGAACGGAAAAGAGCUCGAUGGCCGUAGCAUCACCGUGAACGAAGCCCAGUCAAGAGGAAGCGGCGGUGGAGGAGGCCGUGGUGGUGGUGGUGGUGGUUACCGCAGUGGCGGUGGUGGUUACGGUGGAGGUGGUGGAUACAGUGGAGGCGGUGGCGGUGGUUAUGAAAGACGUGGUGGUGGCGGAGGAUAUUCAUCUGGCGGUGGUGGUGGCCGAGGUUACGGUGGUGGUGGCCGCCGUGAUGGAGGUGGUUACGGAGGAGGUGAUGGUGGUUAUGGAGGAAACGCUGGUGGUGGCGGCGGAUGGUAAUCGGAGAUAAAGCGGUUCUCUGCUCUGUUUUCGGUUUAGAUUUGGUUCCGCAUCCAUGUGUUUCCGUUUUGAUUUUGGUUAUUCUGGUUUACUUUUUUGAUGUAACAGAUCGUUUAGUCUUCUUUGCCUAAUACGAAAUGUUAAUUCGCGUGUUGUUCACUAAAUUAUAAGGUUUCUUUUGACCAUCAGAUUUUGAGUUUUUAAUUAUCCAACAUACUAAUAAUUCUUAGUCCAAUUCGCCAAUACAAGGCAAUUUGGCUAAUUUUAAAUUUAAUUUGAUAACUAUUAAUUGUGCAUCCACGCACUCGCACACUUUAU